Molecule: messenger RNA, 16323 nt
Organism: Acinonyx jubatus (cheetah)
Lineage: Eukaryota; Metazoa; Chordata; Mammalia; Carnivora; Felidae
Gene: TANC2
Product: tetratricopeptide repeat, ankyrin repeat and coiled-coil containing 2
Exons: 24
Coding region: 4935-10667 (1910 amino acids)
Biological process (GO): regulation of dendritic spine morphogenesis
Cellular component (GO): dendritic spine
Molecular function (GO): protein binding
Source: RefSeq, a predicted model, not a curated record
UAAAUUAAUAAAUAAAAAUUUUGGUACAUUAAAUCUUUCAGAAUGUUCAGUGUAUAUAAUUGGAGAAAAUAGUAAAAGAAUCCUAACAGGUGGAAAGUUGACAAUCAUUUGCUUAAUAAUCUCUGAUACCCUUUUUAGCUGCUGUGUGGUGGUUCUAAGAGUUAUGUAUCAUUUUCCUCUUUUUUUCUUUUACGAUUUUUAAGUAAUCUCUAUACCCAACAUGGUAUUCAAACUGACAACCCUGAGAUACAGAGUUGCACACUUUUCUGACUGAGCCAGCCAGGAACCCCAGACGUCACUUUAAAACAUGGCAAAUACCAUGGAGGUUACAGGAAAAAAAAAAAAACAACAACAAACUCCUUUGUCCAUGCCUCCUGUGAUCUUCCCCAGAAAACUCACAACAAUUUUAUGCCAUAGUUCCUAGAAAGGCUAUGUUUAUGCUUAAUUGGCUCUAUCUCUCUGCUUGCUUUUCUGCCUACUUCCUGUGGAAUGUAAGCAGGUUUAAAAGUGUCAGGUGUUGAAUGUAAGAAUUAAAUAGUAUCGGUCAUCAGGAAUACUGCUCAGUCACAAAGCAUCAUGAAAGGCAUAUAAGUAAAUAUCCAUGAUUCAAAAGAAAUCCUCUUAGUGACUCUCCAAACAGGAAAUAAAUGAUAGUAUGGGAUAAUAGAAAGCUUAGCACAGAAUAUAUAUUCCCAUUAUAAUAACAGAACUUAUUAUAAUGCUAAACCAUAUUUUUCUUAUUAUAGAAAAUUAUGUGCCCAAAUUGAUGCAUUCAGCCCGCCAAAAGUAAUAAACAUGUGGCAUGACAGAAUGCUCCCUCUCUGAUGAACAUUUUAAACACCAGAGGGCAGAAUGUUCCAGAGGACAUUUUCUUUAUUAUAAAUACAUCAUCUUGUCAUUUAUUCUUUCAUGUCACUGGCUGCAUUAAAAAUAGAGAUAUGAUCAUUUUGGAAUUGUCUACGUGUAUGAAUGGUUUGUUUUGUUUAGACAACAUAGUGAACAAUGUUCUCAUAUGUACCAGUGUUGGUUCAGCAUCUAGAUUUUCUCUCCCUUUCUAGGUUAAAGUCUAUAUUUCUGGCUUCUAAAGUGAUUAUAUUUUUUAAAAGUUAUGUAUACAUCUGUAUCAUUUAGUGAAUUUCAUAAAUUCACAUUCAUUUAAUGAAUUAAGUAAAGUGAGAGGAAGGAGAUUUGAUAUGUAUGUCUUGUAGCUCAAUAUGCUCUUUUGUGUUCUAUUUAUCAAUAAAAAAAAAUCCUGAAAGAGCCACCUGCAGGCUUAAUGAUCCUUUUAAAAUGUUGAGAAUAUAAUUUAGAAGUAGCAUCCCACAUUUGGGAAAUUUUUUCAGGGAUUAGGUAGUAAAGUCAACAUAUCAAGUAAAAACUGUGUAUAAUGAAAAUUAUCCUCAGAAGUCCUUUAAAUAUCAUUCAUGCAUUCAUUAAGUAAAUACUGCUUUUCAUAUGUCUAACCUGCCAGCUUAUCUUACUCUCCUUUUGACCACCAGAUGAAUAGUUGUCUUAUGUGUAGAGGCCACAUUAUAUGAUAUUUAGGAAUGCAUUACUUUCUCUUCUCUUAGUCACAAUUUUACUGUUGCAAAUUGAAGUUAUAAUCUGGAGCAUUAGCAAUUCCUAGUAAAGGAAAAACUCCACAUUAGAAAUCUGGCCAAAACUUGAAUUGCUGUAACAAGAAGGAUGGAUACGUUCUAACUUCUGUGAAAAUAGUAAUUUCGUGUAUUCACCUCUUCAUAAGUAUUACCCUACCUUUAAACACUGUGAAGUUUAAUUCUGAUGAUUACUUCUUAGAGAAAGCUUAUACAGGGGGAAGAUUGGAGAAAGAAUAAAAAUAAAAACAAUAGAAAAUUCUGUAAGUUUUAGAAUGGUUUACCUAAAUUCAGCACAAGGGAGUUAAAAAUUAGUAGCCAAUGAAAUAGCUUAGCCCCUUAAAUCUCUCUCUACUUGUACCAUCAAUUAAGCCCAUUUUUACAAAAACAGAACCUAUGUAUUUUGUCUUUUAAAGUACCUCAACUAUAUCCUCUUCCUGAUUAGCUAAUACAGAGCAUUAGCAACAUUAAAAUGAAUGUCAGUGGAAAAAUGAUUAUUUGUCAAAGUUUGCAUUUUUUAAACAUAAUUAUUCUGGAACCCAUCUAAUGCAUGGAUCGGCUCAACUUGAUUUGGGACAGAUGUGAACCUGCCCUCUUUUUCCUAAAGGUAUUGAGUUCUUGGUAUUCUAAAAGUAACAACUAAAGAGAAUUUCCCUCAAAAGUAACCAUUGUGCCAAGACAAUAUUUGAUUUUAAAACUUUACUAGAGACAAGAGGUUAGACAGAACUGAGGUAUGCUCUUUGUGGAAUUUUCAAAUCUAACAUAAAUGCUUACUUUUAGGUUUGACCUAUAGUUUUCUAGUUAGGUGAGGUGAAAGUAAUUAAAAGUCAUUUGAAACAAGUUUCUCACUUUGCAUGUUCUUUAGUAUUGUCAUUCUAUAGAAAUUACUUAUACUACUUUAUCUCCAACUUAUAAUUUUCUUAAGACAGUUAUUAUUAGUCAUGUAGGGACGGUGGAAUUACUUUUACAUGAUUAUCUUAAAUAAUCCUUUAACAUUAGUCCACAGCAUUUCUGUUUACUAUUUAGUAUCUCUGUAAUUCUAUUUAUUUUUAUUUUUUGUUUUUUAAAUUUUAGAGCGCAAGUGGGGUAGAGGGGCAGAGGAAGAGAGAGAGAGAAUCUUAAGCAGUCUCCAUGCUCAACAUGGAGCCUGAUGUAGGGCUCAAUCCCUUGAUCCUGGGAUCAUGACCUGAGCCAAAAUCAAGAGUCAGAUGCUCAACCAACUGUAAAGUAGGUACCCCAUGUUUACUGUAAUUUUAAAAUGAAAUGACUCCUUGCAACAAAUAUGUGCAGUAUGGUGAGACCAAAUAUUCAAUCAAACAUGAAAACUAGCCAGAAAUAUAUUUACUCUUUCUGGCCAUUUUCUGCCUAUUGACUUCUGUAGAAAUCUAUUUUCUAUUUUAUCUUCACUGUUUUGCUUAAUUAGGUAUUUUUAAAUAAGAUAACAGAUUUUUAGAAUUUCAAGGCUUUACAUUACAUUAUUUUAUUUCUACCAUUGCUUUAGAAAGAAGUAGAAAAUAUGUUAUUACUCAAAUUGUACUGCUGAUGAGUUUGAGGAUUGGAAUUAAGGACUUACCAAGCAACUAAGCAUUAUUACAACUACAAUCAGAACACUAGUCAAGUGUGUGUCCUUUCUAUUAAACUGUAGUCCUUUCAUUUACAUUUCACUGAGGUUAUCAUCAUUUAUGAAGAUGAGCACAUCAUAAAUCUAUAACUAACAAAUAUAUAAUUAUACCAGAAUUAUUAUUACAGUGGCAACACUGCCCACAUAAAAGAACAAUGUAAUAAGUGAUUUACCUAAUUGUUUUGCUUUAUUUUGUAUCUGAACAUUUCAUUAUAUAUGCAGUGCUAGGAGAGAAGCAUAUAUCACUAUGAUACAGAACACUUGCAUGUAGAAUUCCCCUAUCUAAAUAGAUGGAUAGCACCAGUGGCUCAUGUUCCAGAAGCCUACUGAAAGUUGGCUCAGAGCCAUCUAGAGUACUGCAGAGGGAGUACCAUUGCCACCACUCAAUUCAUGCACUGACACUGUCCCUAGUUCUCUCUUCUCCUGUGUUUCUUUUUUGACACUGUCCUGCUGUCCACUGGAAGGGAAGGAACUCUUCUGGAUUCCUGGAAGGCAAGGAAAAACUGAUGAGAAAGGUUCUCCAGGCCUAGUAGGGGAAGGCCUUCAGAAGCAUAGAAUGGAACAGUAACCCUGUCUCUCCAGUGAUUGACACAAGGAAUUUCCUUGAUCAUAAGUAAAGGCUAUGGGCAGUUUCAGGGAAGUUAGUGUCUUUUGAAUCUUUAUGCUUCUAGAAGGAAUACAGGAGGUGGUUUGCCUGUCUUUGAAAAUGAUACCGUUGCUACUAUAUCAGUCAGUUGAUGGUUCUCUAGUUUUGGUGUAUCUGAAACUUACCCUCUGAAUGAAAGACAUUUAAUCAGUUUUUUAAUAUCUCUGUUUAAAAAUAAAUUUUCUGCUAUCACAUUCUUGACAGUUCUUUACUUAUCACUGUCUUAAUUUUUCCAUUUAACCCAAUAAAUUAUGAAGAUACCACAGGCACAUAUUAGCUUGCUAAAGUGUUAUUAAUCUUUUUCGUUACCUCAGGAUGUGGUUGUUUUGUUAGUGUCUACUUAGUUACUGUAUUUUGUAAUAUUUAUUCACACAGCUGAUUUAGGAAUUCAGAACAGUGAAGUCUGAGGAGGAAUCUGAGGAGGAGGAGUUUAUAGCUUUAAGGCACGAGGAGCUUACAGCUUUUUAAUAUAAAUUGUUCCCAGAAUCCAUGUCACAGCUCCUUAUAUGGUGCUGCUUUUUUCUUCUUGGUUGCUAUGACAACAGCAGCACUGCACCAUUCAUCAGCUCUGGACCUGGGCUGCAUUGCUAGCCCUCCGUGUUACUCCUGAAUGUUAAGAACAUCCGUGAAUCAUUCACUAUGUUAAUGCUGCGCCAUUAGAAACCUAAGAACCAGUCCUUCCAGCAGUUUGCUCUACCAGGAGGGUAAACUAAACUGCGCCACAGAGGAAAAAUUACAUAAAAGCAUUUCUUUUUCUCCUAAGGGAAUCAUACAGUCUAUCUCUGCUGCAGUAUUCUGAAAGGAUAAGCUUCUGUCAGGCGAUCUAAUGAAAAGAACUCAUCUGUAAUCUUUCUUGAAAUCAUUAGCUGUUCAAAACAAGUAUCACAUUGCAUCUCUGGAUAUAAAAAGAAGCAGGUGAUGUUGUUAGGGGUUCUAAGCUCCUUUGGGAGCAUCACUUGUGCUUUGGGACCAUAAUCAACAUCUGCUGUAAGAAGUAUCACCUGUAACGCGCAGUGAUGCUGAACAGGAACUUGGUCCCCCUCCAUCUGUAGAUGAGGCAGCAAACACACUCAUGACUCGUCUGGGUUUCCUCCUCGGAGAGAAAGUCUCGGAAGUUCAGCCAGGUGACCAAUACAGCAUGGAAGUACAGGAUGAAAAUCAGACUUCAGCAAUCACCCAGCGGAUAAGUCCCUGUUCCACCUUGACUAGUAGCACUGCCUCUCCACCAGCCAGUAGCCCCUGCUCCACCCUCCCGCCAGUCAGUACAAAUGCAACUGCCAAGGACUGCAGCUAUGGGGCUGUUACUAGUCCAACCUCUACCCUUGAAAGCAGAGAUAGCGGCAUCAUUGCUACAUUGACAAGCUAUUCUGAAAACGUGGAACGCACAAAAUAUGUUGGGGAAAGCAGUAAAGAAUUAGGAUCUGGAGGAAACCUGAAACCUUGGCAGUCUCAAAAAUCCAGUAUGGAUUCGUGUUUGUAUCGAGUAGAUGAAAACAUGACGGCUUCCACCUAUAGUCUGAAUAAGAUCCCUGAGAGGAAUUUGGAAACUGUUCUAUCGCAGUCAGUACAGUCUAUUCCUCUGUAUCUUAUGCCACGGCCAAAUUCAGUAGCAGCCACAAGCUCUGCCCACUUGGAGGACCUUGCUUACCUGGAUGAACAGAGACAUACACCAUUGAGAACUUCUCUUCGAAUGCCGAGGCAGAGCAUGGGUGGUGCUCGCACACAACAGGAUCUGAGAGUUCAUUUUGCACCUUAUAGGCCUCCAGAUAUCUCCCUGAAGCCUCUGCUCUUUGAAGUGCCCAGCAUCACUACGGAGUCAGUGUUUGUUGGCCGGGAUUGGGUUUUCCACGAAAUAGAUGCUCAACUUCAAAGUUCAAAUGCCAGCGUGAACCAAGGAGUAGUGAUUGUGGGAAACAUUGGGUUCGGCAAAACUGCCAUCAUCUCCAGACUGGUGGCCCUCAGUUGCCACGGAACACGGAUGAGACAGAUCGCCUCAGACAGCCCACACGCCUCCCCCAAACAUGUGGACGCCAACAGAGAGCUGCCACUCACACAGCCACCCUCAGCCCACGCGUCCAUCCCCAGUGGAAGCUGCCCAGGGACCCCAGAAAUGCGCAGGCGGCAGGAGGAGGCCAUGCGGAGACUAGCCUCACAGGUGGUUGCCUAUCACUAUUGCCAAGCAGAUAAUGCCUACACCUGCCUGGUACCAGAAUUUGUCCACAAUGUUGCUGCCCUGCUCUGCCGCUCACCUCAGCUGGCAGCCUAUCGGGAGCAGCUUCUUCGGGAGCCUCAUUUACAGAGCAUGCUGAGCCUUCGGUCCUGUGUUCAAGACCCCAUGGCCUCCUUCCGGAGGGGAGUCCUGGAGCCCCUGGAGAAUCUCCACAAAGAGAGGAAAAUCCCAGAUGAAGAUUUCGUCAUCUUAAUUGAUGGAUUAAAUGAAGCAGAAUUUCACAAACCGGAUUAUGGGGAUACAAUUGUGUCAUUUCUGAGUAAAAUGAUUGGAAAAUUUCCGUCUUGGCUCAAACUAAUUGUCACAGUUAGGACCAGUUUACAGGAAAUUACCAAGCUGCUGCCUUUCCAUAGGAUUUUUUUGGAUCGACUAGAAGAGAAUGAAGCCAUAGACCAGGACCUGCAGGCUUACAUCCUGCACCGGAUACACAGCAGCUCAGAGAUCCAGAAUAACAUUUCACUUAAUGGCAAAAUGGACAAUACUACAUUUGGCAAACUCAGUUCUCAUCUCAAGACCCUCAGUCAAGGGUCCUAUCUAUACCUGAAACUCACAUUUGACCUCAUAGAGAAAGGCUAUCUAGUGUUAAAGAGCUCUAGCUACAAAGUAGUUCCUGUUUCACUCUCUGAGGUUUAUUUACUCCAGUGCAAUAUGAAGUUCCCAACCCAGUCUUCCUUUGACCGGGUGAUGCCUCUCCUGAAUGUGGCAGUGGCCUCCCUGCACCCACUGACUGAUGAACAUAUCUUCCAGGCCAUCAAUGCUGGUAGCAUUGAAGGCACCCUAGAAUGGGAGGAUUUUCAGCAGAGAAUGGAGAACCUCUCCAUGUUCCUAAUCAAGCGCAGAGACAUGACUCGUAUGUUUGUACAUCCUUCUUUUCGAGAAUGGCUUAUCUGGAGAGAAGAAGGAGAGAAAACCAAAUUUCUCUGUGAUCCCAGGAGUGGUCACACAUUACUUGCUUUCUGGUUUUCCCGCCAAGAAGGAAAACUAAACCGACAGCAGACUAUAGAGCUGGGACAUCACAUCCUCAAAGCACACAUUUUUAAGGGUUUGAGUAAAAAAGUUGGCGUGUCCUCCUCUAUCCUCCAAGGUCUCUGGAUCUCCUACAGCACAGAAGGCCUUUCCAUGGCAUUGGCAUCUUUACGAAAUCUCUACACUCCAAAUAUAAAGGUCAGCCGACUCCUGAUCUUGGGAGGUGCCAACAUUAAUUACCGGACAGAGGUUUUAAAUAAUGCUCCAAUUCUGUGUGUGCAGUCUCAUCUUGGUUACACAGAAAUGGUGGCCCUGCUGUUGGAGUUUGGGGCCAACGUGGAUGCAUCUUCGGAAAGCGGCCUGACUCCUCUGGGCUAUGCCGCGGCAGCAGGCUACCUGAGCAUCGUUGUGCUGCUGUGCAAGAAACGCGCCAAGGUGGAUCAUUUGGACAAGAAUGGGCAGUGCGCUUUGGUCCAUGCUGCACUCCGAGGUCAUCUGGAGGUUGUCAAGUUUUUGAUUCAGUGUGACUGGACGAUGGCCGGCCAGCAGCAAGGAGUAUUUAAGAAGAGCCACGCCAUCCAACAGGCCCUCAUCGCUGCGGCCAGCAUGGGCUACACCGAGAUUGUCUCCUACCUACUUGAUCUUCCAGAAAAAGAUGAAGAAGAAGUAGAGCGAGCGCAGAUCAACAGCUUUGACAGUCUCUGGGGAGAGACAGCACUGACAGCUGCAGCUGGAAGGGGCAAACUGGAGGUAUGUCGUCUGCUCUUGGAACAGGGGGCAGCAGUGGCCCAGCCAAACCGCCGAGGGGCAGUGCCCCUAUUCAGCACUGUCCGCCAGGGCCAUUGGCAGAUUGUUGAUCUUUUACUCACCCAUGGAGCUGAUGUCAACAUGGCAGACAAGCAGGGUCGUACCCCGCUGAUGAUGGCUGCCUCUGAAGGCCAUCUAGGAACUGUGGACUUUCUACUUGCACAAGGUGCCUCCAUUGCUCUCAUGGACAAAGAAGGGCUGACAGCCCUCAGCUGGGCUUGUUUGAAGGGUCAUCUCUCAGUAGUACGUUCUCUGGUGGAUAAUGGAGCCGCUACGGACCAUGCUGACAAGAAUGGCCGCACCCCAUUGGAUCUGGCAGCUUUCUAUGGUGAUGCCGAGGUGGUCCAGUUCCUGGUGGAUCACGGGGCCAUGAUUGAGCAUGUUGACUAUAGCGGAAUGCGCCCUUUGGAUAGGGCUGUGGGGUGCCGGAACACUUCUGUUGUUGUCACUCUUCUGAAGAAAGGAGCCAAGAUAGGUUGUCAGACGUUACCGAGUCGCCCACGAGGUCCAGCCACAUGGGCGAUGGCCACCUCCAAACCAGACAUCAUGAUCAUCCUGUUGAGCAAGCUGAUGGAAGAGGGGGACAUGUUUUAUAAGAAAGGUAAAGUAAAGGAAGCUGCCCAGCGCUACCAGUACGCUCUGAAGAAAUUCCCUAGAGAAGGGUUUGGUGAGGACUUGAAAACCUUCCGGGAACUAAAGGUGUCUCUCCUCCUCAACCUCUCUCGAUGUCGCAGGAAAAUGAACGAUUUUGGAAUGGCGGAGGAAUUUGCUACUAAGGCCUUGGAGCUGAAACCGAAAUCUUAUGAAGCUUACUAUGCGAGAGCAAGGGCCAAACGCAGCAGCAGCAGACAGUUUGCAGCAGCCUUAGAGGAUCUGAACGAGGCCAUCAAGCUCUGCCCAAACAACCGUGAGAUCCAGAGGCUCCUGCUGCGCGUGGAGGAAGAGUGCCGACAGAUGCAGCCGCCGCCGCCGCCGCCUCAGCAGCCGCCUCAGCCGCCGCUACCAGAAGAAACGGAACCCGAAGCACAGCACGAAGAUGUCUACUCUGUACAGGAUAUGUUCGAGGAGGAGUACCUGGAACAGGAUGUUGAAAAUGUCUCCAUUGGCCUCCAGACCGACGCUCGGCCCAGUCAGGGGCUCCCGAUAAUCCAGAGCCCGCCCUCCUCCCCAGCCCAUCGGGACUCAGCCUACAUCUCUAGCUCACCGCUCGGCUCGCAUCAGGUCUUUGACUUCCGUUCCAGUAGUUCUGUAGGCUCUCCCACCAGACAGAGCUAUCAGUCCACCUCACCCGCUCUUUCUCCAACUCACCAGAACUCUCAUUACAGGCCCAGCCCACCACAUACGUCCCCAGCCCACCAGAGCGGGUCUUACCGCUUUAGCCCCCCUCCCGUGGGAGGGCCAGGCAAGGACUAUCCAAGCCCUCCUCCGUCCCCCCUCCGUAGAGGCCCUCAGUACCGGGCCAGCCCUCCAGCUGAAAGCAUGAGUGUCUACAGAUCCCAGUCGGGCUCACCCGUGCGCUAUCAGCAAGAAACAAAUGUUAGUCAGCUUCCCGGCAGACCAAAAUCUCCAUUAUCCAAAAUGGCCCAGCGGCCCUAUCAGAUGCCUCAGCUUCCUGUGGCAGUUCCCCAGCAAGGGCUCAGGCUACAGCCUGCCAAGGCCCAGAUUGUGAGAAGCAACCAGCCCAGCUCAGCGGUUCAUUCAAGCACCGUCCUCUCCACAGGGGCCUAUGGCCAAGUAGCCCACUCAAUGGCUAGUAAAUACCAGUCUUCGCAAGGAGACAUGGGAGUAAGUCAGAGCCGGUUGGUUUAUCAAGGGUCAAUUGGGGGGAUUGUAGGGGAUGGGAGGCCCGUGCAGCAUGUCCAGGCCAGCCUGAGUGCAGGUGCCAUCUGUCAGCAUGGAGGGUUGACCAAAGAAGACCUUCCACAGCGACCUUCCUCAGCAUAUCGAGGUGGUAUGAGAUACAGCCAGACACCACAGAUUGGCCGUAGCCAGUCUGCAUCCUAUUACCCGGUCUGUCACUCAAAACUAGAUCUGGAGCGCUCCUCCAGCCAACUAGGUUCCCCUGAUGUGUCACAUUUAAUCAGAAGACCUAUUAGUGUCAACCCUAAUGAAAUCAAGCCCCACCCACCAACUCCCAGGCCAUUGCUGCACUCCCAAAGCGUAGGCCUGCGCUUCUCUCCAUCUAGCAAUAGUAUCUCAUCAGCCUCCAACCUCACUCCUACCUUCCGGCCAUCUUCCUCGAUUCAACAAAUGGAGAUCCCACUAAAACCGGCGUAUGAUAGGUCAUGUGACGAGCUGUCACCGGUGUCUCCCACUCAGGGAGGUUACCCCAGUGAGCCCACCCGAUCCAGGACCACACCAUUCAUGGGGAUCAUAGAUAAAACAGCCCGGACUCAACAGUACCCCCACCUUCACCAGCAGAAUCGGACCUGGGCCGUGUCAUCCGUGGAUACCGUUCUCAGUCCCACGUCUCCAGGCAACCUGCCUCAGCCUGAGUCCUUCAGUCCACCAUCAUCCAUCAGCAACAUUGCCUUUUAUAACAAAACCAACAAUGCACAGAAUGGCCAUUUGCUGGAGGACGAUUAUUACAGCCCCCAUGGGAUGCUGGCUAAUGGGUCCCGCGGAGACCUCCUGGAGAGAGUCGGCCAGGCCUCCUCAUACCCCGAUGUGAAGGUGGCGCGGACCCUCCCUGUGGCUCAGGCAUAUCAGGACAACCUGUACCGGCAGCUGUCCCGGGACUCUCGACAAGGGCAGACAUCCCCUAUCAAACCAAAGAGACCAUUUGUGGAGUCUAAUGUUUAAAAGACGUUCAUUGGAGUGAGACCCAUAUGUUUUCACUGCACAUCUUCAGGCUUGGUUUCCACAUCUGAGGUAGUUCUCUGGCUUAAUUUCUCAUGCAGUUUCUGUGUGGUGUUUAGAGGUGGCAGCCCCGUGCUGGAGUUCUUUGCAUGCAGCCGACUGGGAAGCUGGCCUCCCGUGAGCCAGGACUUCAGUUUCUCUCGUCUGUGCCCCAGCCACAUGCUCUCUCCCUCUCUUCCGAUGCCAGCGAGGAGAUUGUUGUGCCGUGUGCUUUAACCCAGGGAGAUCAGACACACUGGUCAGCUUUUUCCAGGAGACAAUCGCUUUCACUGAUGUUCUUGUUGUGUAAAUGUCUUUCUCCUUUUUUACAAAAAUAAGAUGUUCUUGUUCGUUUUCUUCUAGGAACUUUAGAAAGAGUAUGACGCCCCUUUGCCUUUGCAUUCUUAUCCAGUGUUAUCCAAAUAGCCAACCCCAGUGCAUUCUUGUGCCAUGGUGUCCUCCCCUGGACUGCCAGCUCCCUGCAGUCAUCAGGUCUAGAAUGUUCAUUUAGAUUAUCGCUGGUCUUCCUACGGGGGCAAAAGGAUCAAGGAGAAAGAGAAGAAACAGGUCGAUUAAAUUAGAAGAAAAAAAAAAUAUAUAUAUAUAUAUAAUUAUUUGAAAUGUCACUAUGUUGAUUUUUCAAGAAGCAUUUUAUGAAUAUUUAAAGAACAACUAGCCCUUUAAAUAGUUCACCCAGCCAAGGAAAUUGGAUGAGAAUCAUGGAUAUUUUUAAAUAAUCCACUGAGAGUUAUCCUUUAGGUUUUUAGCCAACAAUUAACUAUUAAAAGCUAUUGAUUUUCCAUGGGGGGGGGAUACAUAAAUACAUAGAAAGAGAGAGGAAGAAAGACUGUUCUGGAUUCUCAGAAAAAGGCUAUAGAAAACCUCUUGUCUUGGCGAAGUCUACUUUUUAAGUCCUGGUACAUCAUUGAGCAUCAUAUCUCAUAAAAGCAAACUCUUCGCCAAAGUUUGGUACAAUAGUCCUGUCGGGUCUUCACCUGGAGCCACAUUGUGUUCUACUGGCCCUCUUUCUUUUAAACCCACAUGGUACCGUGAAGAAAUUGGUUCUUUGAGAAGCAAAUUGAAUUCUCUUGGGGCUGUAAGACUUUAUUCCUGGAGUUUGCACCCAGGACUGUUACACCCCAUGCCAGGUGUCGUCUGAUUCUGUUUCAAGAUCUAUAGUUUCAUUAUCUGUUUACUCUAGGGAUUGUUUCUUUGUUUCUUUCUCUAGGUAGGAGGGUUUGGGGAGUGAUCUUUGAAAACCAGGCACAGUGAAGUGUUUCAGGGAGCAGACAGACCCCUUUCAGCCCUGGGUGGGGGAACAUGAGAUAGGUAGCAGGUCCUCUGAUGCAGUUACCCUCCACGCUUCUUCUGUGUCUUGAGGUCGUUUGCUGACCUGUCCUUUGCAUGACUGAGGCCAGCACAAGAUGGACAGCAAGAACACUGAAACCAAAGCCUUAGCACAGGCCUGGUACUGACUGCGCAUCAGCUCUUAGAACUUAAGAAGCUGAACAACAGAGAAUCAGUUCUCUGUUACUACGAAUCAUUCUGCUCUUGUGAGUAAAGAAAGGGCUAUAGGAAGGGCAGUUUCCUGAAUAAAAAUCCAGAUGUGACCAGACCUGUUUGUCAUAGUAAGUGUCCUCUGAAAGUAUCACUAAGACCUGGGGAGCAUGCAGCUGAGAUCAGAAACAUGUCUCUACCAAUUUAGAUUCUGCCAAAUAGACGGACCCCUCAGCCCCCAAGCCCGACACAGGCCAGGACUUGUCUCGGGGCCAGCUCAAGACCCAGAAUCUUCCCACUCUCAGAUGCCCAGGGACUGUCUCCUACUCAGACCAGCAUGGGCACCAGUGUCUUGUCCCUUCCCUUCCCCCUCUCUUGCUUCCAUCUAGAAGGGGAAGCGUAGAGCUGUAGCAUCAGCCUGCAGCCGGGAGCCCAGCUCCCGCUUUGUCCAGGUCUCAGCCCUACAGGGCCCUUUGCAUCUCACCCCUCCCUGCCCACCUCUCACUGAGGAGCUGCUGCUACAUUCUGAAAGAUGUCCGUGUCUGUGAGGAAAGUGCCCCUGUGUGUCUGGAAUGUCACACACACCACCUGCACUCAGCUGUCUAGGUGAGCGAGCAGCUUCUGCACCUCCCAGACAUGCCACUGAUGCCACUUGUCCCCAGGGUCUCUCUCGGCUUUCCUGGACAAACUGGAGAUUUAGGGUCUAUGCCUUAAAUUGGGCAAAACACUUAAAACAGUCAAAAUGCCAUUCUUUUUUAGCCAUUAUAAGAGGGAGUGAAUGUCACUACUGGGCGCCAGUUGAGUUUGACUAGAAAAUGCCGACUGGACCUGAUUGGGGGCAGGAGACCAUUUUUCCUUGCUCAGCUGACUGCCCAUGCCCUGUUGUGCUACUUCACUGCCAUGGGAUGAUCUUAGUACUGUAUCCCGGAGACGCCCUCUCCCCCAGCAGCACUCACUGAGUCCGUGUCUGGCUUCUGGUGGGGGAAGUUUUUCAGAUGAAACUGGUUAAGUUCCAGUCACCCAAUUCACACACCCUGAAAUGGAGACAGUGGUAACAAACUUUAGCCUCUAGGUUUCUCACCAAAUUGUACGCUUGUGUUCACCCAGAAUUCUUGCACUAAUGGGUUUCCAUCACAUCAUGUCUAUAAAUGGGUGCACUUUACUGUUUGAAUUUGUAACUCUGAUAAAUACUGGAUAUUUAAGUGUGCGUAAUGUCUUCAUUAGAAAAUAGCAGAACCGCUCUUGUCUUUUAGUGUAUCUUUCAAGGGGAAAAAAAAGGAAAAAAAGGAAAGAAAUCAAGCAGUGGAUCACAACAUUUAUAGCACAAGAAAUAACUGUUGUAUAUAAGCAUCAAAAGGAUUAAGAAUUUUUAAAUACAAAAAAUAUUUGCAGUGAUUUUAAAGUGCUUUUCCAGCAAUUUUCUUAGGGACUCCUGAGACAUGGUUACUUUAUUUACUGGAUCAGUAAGGCACACAAUUAACAAUUAAAAAUUAAUGUUUAUUUACAAAGUAAAGGGAAAACCUGUGUAACAUGAGAAUUUGGCAUGGACAAAAUGGAGACCAUUUUGUAUCUGCUGUUGUAUCUUGUCCGGGUUGCAGACGUGCACUAUUAAAGCCCCAGAUUAAUAGAGCACAAACCCUUCUUGUUCCUCUCCCACGUGCCCCUCUUUCUAGAUGUGUUUAACUUAAACUCGAAGGCUCAGGAAAAUUCCACUAAUUAGAAUCAUGUACAGUACCCCAGGUCGUUGUCCAGAGAUACAAGUUUGCUAAUUUAGUUAAGCCUGGAUUAUUAAACACUUUUCCUAAAUUAUUGUAAACAGAACAGCCUAGAGAAAGGUAUUCUCAGUCCUUAUAUUGUAUAGUAGUUUAUGAACCCCUCUCUAAAUAUUGGUAUUUUUAUAUCCCAGAGAUGUACCCAAUAGAAAAAUUAACCAGUAUCUAAUUUAAUAUCCAUAAGUAUUUUCCUUAGAUUUUAGUCAUAUACAGUGGGUUAUGUAGACGUCACCUUGCUUCAACCAUAUUCUACCACUAGGUGUCACUGUGGCUCUGCACCAGGCUCGUCUGGUGGCAAAGACCGGCAGCGCGUCCACUGGAGGGGCUGCUUCCAGGGCAGCAGGCAGGCCCAGAGGGUUCAGGAAGGAGGGGACAAAGACCUGGAAAGGGGUCUUCACGCAUCCGUGCCAGUCGUGGCAAGAUAAGCUCUUUGACCGCUACCUGCUUUGGACCCUCAGCCAGGCAGAGGCCCGGAGAAUGUUGACUAGAACUCCCUUCCUCUGAUGGCCGGGUGGGUAUGAGGAAGUCUUCUUUAUUCCCCAUGAGCUCCCCUCUCAGUUCCUCUUGGCCUCCAACUUGUACAACUCCAGAGAUGUCACAGGUGGGUGGUUUGGUUCAAAAAUAGUUAUUUUUCUACUGCAGAAAUGCCUUGGACAAAACCAGUUGCUCACUGAACCUUUGCCACAAAAUGGAACAGGCUCCCCAGGGGGCAGGGUGUCCCCUCCCUGUCCCAGCCUCUCCCACCCUGUCUGUCUGUCCUUGGGCUGCCCACUUCUCACGAAGCCAACUUGCAAAGGCAGCCUGCUGCUGCUUCCACACCAAGGCCUGUGCCGCCCCGUUGCGCGCACGUUGGGAGGUGUGGCUUUUUCUCCUUUUCCUCUAGGAAUUCCAGACUGACCAUCUACCAUGACUAACAACAAUGAACAAAAAGGGCUUAGGGGUAAGAGCUACCUACAAAGACGUGUCAUGGAAACCUUCACCAUGCAAUGCCUUGAACUCAGCUCUGGCUGCUCCCAAGAAAAGGUGGCUGGCUGGGGGCCUGGACACAAGCACAAUGGGAAUGGUGGAGCCACUGUGCAGAGCUACUUGAAUAAUCACUGGGUCUUCAUCAACUCCUUUUAUAACACAGACCACUCAAGGGCUGAAGUGUUGGUAACCUGCAUUUCGGUGUCCAAUGCCUCACAGCUGCUGAACCACCCUGAGAUGCUUGUGGCCACGUGAUGGCCACAGUCAGAGCUUUGAAAGUCAGUACCAAAUGAAUGCGUAAUUGGACACCAAAAAUCAAGUGUUACUUUCAUGUUUCCUCACCCAUACCAUCUCACUUCUUCCUGCUGACUCUGAUAAUCUCCACUAAGCUGACCUGUCGGGUUUUUAGCUGAAUGCAUAUAGAUGCAGGCCAGCAUCACUCUUGUUUUUCAGACAGACCUACUCUGUGGACAGGAAGGAGCCUAGCUGCUUUGUUUUUGUAGCACUUACUGGCUGGAGUUUUCUUUUGCCUAAUCGCUAACCAGAACACCUGGUUAGGGGGACUCCACUCGAUCCCUUUGGUCCCCAGGACCAGACAGAGAGUUAAUUCUGGAAAAUUUAGUACUUGAAUGUACCUGCCUUAUUGUGUACCAGCUUACUGGAAAAAAAGAUAGAAAAGCCGGCUCCAGAUCUCUCCUCCAUUCACAGGUUAUUUUGGAAAUCCUGUAAGUUACACUUCCUGUUCUAGUUUAUUUUUGUUUUUGUUUUUUCCUUUGGCUGAUUCCUGCUGAGUGGGGCCAGUUCCUCCUCAGGCUCAGGGCAGGUGCCAUUCUCAGGCAUGGCCUCCUUUCCAUCCAGCGCAGCAUCUCCGUCUCUGUUCUGUCUCCUCCAAAUCCAAGAUGAUUUUAAUUAGUACAGACAUGUACAGUCUACAAUUAAAGAGUGAUUUGUACUAAUAUGAUUUUGAUUCUUCCUCCUCUUUGCUGUCCUUUCAAGACACUUGCUGGAAAAAGCUUUAAUGCACUUAGUUUUCCUUUAGGUUUUCUAUGACUCAGAUGUAAAGGACUUUCUCUGUACAGUAUAUUAUCCAAUGCAUGUUUGUUCUCUCUCCCGAUAUAUUGAACACCACACAGUUGUGAACUCGUGCAGUGGGGAUGUCCCGCACCCCACAGAGGCAUCUAGCCCCCUGUGUAUAAGGAAAGACAUUUUCCUUUGCUGUACUUGCUUGAGCAGUUGUAUUGUCUGUACAUGUGAGCUGUGUGAGGUAGAUGUGAAAAGGUAAAUGAAUGCAUUCUCCUGCCCAUGUGUACAGAUCGCCAUCCGUACAAUGAACUGUAUGUAUGAAAGCAAAUGUACUUAUUUAUAAAGGGUAACACUUGGAAAAA